CUAAAACCAACCGUGGGAUUCGUACUGGUUUAUUUUUAGCGAAAAAUGUGCAAUAGAGAGGUGUCCUACACACAAAUUGGUAUCACAUAACGCGUAUAUUUUCAGACGAUUGAAAAACGAUGUACCUUUCAAGAUUCACUAGUUCCUUCAAUAGAGGCGCAGGCUAUGUCUAUGAACUAGACGAAAUAGAGCCUAAACUAUAUUUAUCAGGGGCAGAUGAAGCAAGUAGUGUAGAAACUCUCAAAAAGUACAAAAUUACACAUAUCCUUACAAUCAAUGACUAUCCUUUAACCCCAUCUGUGAAAGAAGAACUCGGUUACAUCAAUAAGAAGUUCAUAUGUCUUCCAGAUAUGGUCACUUCAGAUUUGCUGUCGUAUUUCGACGAGUGCUACGAAUUUAUAAGGGAAGGCGUCUCCAGAGGAGCAGUACUUGUCCAUUGUCAGAUGGGCGUAUCUAGAAGUGCAACAAUUGUCAUUGCCUACUUGAUGAAAAAAUACCGAAUCAAAUACAGAGAGGCUUUGGAUAAAGUUAGGGCAAGGAGAUGUGUUUAUCCAAAUCCAGGGUUCGUCAGUCAGCUGGAGAAAUAUAAUGAGAUGGGGUAUAACACUAUGAAUCGAUUUGCGCCCAGAAGCAGAAGUAGCAGCUAUUAUAGAUAAAUUACACAGCCAAUGAUAUUUUCUGGAAAAUACAUAUAUGUACCUGUUUCCUACACCGUUGACUUGUUAAAGAAUAUUUUUCUAUUGGAUCAACGAGUGGCCUCUCUAGGUGACCAUCAUGCGUCUAAAAUUCUUGGGUAUAUUUAUGAUCAGUGUAUAGAAAUACAUGAAAAUGAGUUUAACUAGUAUCAAGUAACUGUACAUAGAAGGGUUAUCGAAACUUCUCGCGACUUAAGUAAUCAAUGUAAUGCCACUCUGCUGAAUGCAUAUCUCGCGCGUUUUCGAUGUGCCACCUCCGUACAUUUACAUAUAUCCACGAUUAAUAGAUGUGCACUCAUCUACGCAACGUCAUAUACACUGAAAACCAAAUAUAGUCAAAAUCACGAAAGAUGACUAUUACGUCAUACCAUAAAUUGUACUGAAGUAAUCAAUUAAUGGACGUACGUCGAUGAAAAUCACGAUAUCAGGAACAUAAUGACAACAAAUUUAUAUUAUGAUUUUGCGAAGUGAGGUUAUUUCACUGAUUAUUUUUAUUUUCAUUUUAUUUCAUGGUUUUGAGUGAUACCAUAAUAAUAAUUUUAGUGGGGAGUUUUUGUUUUGAAAAAAACAGUUAUGAGUAGAAUACCUUAAGACAGGAACACCAAAGACUAAGUAUUAUUCGGAAACAGUCUAACCUGCUUUAACAUAACCUAACUAUUCAUCUUUCAAGUAUGAUCGAUCAUGCAACAUGAAAACAUCGUUUAGCUUAAAAUUAAAAUUCUGUUUGUCUCUGUCUACCAUAUCUGAAACUUCAUUAAAAAUAUUCACAAAUCACUGUCGUUUGUCUUUACUACAGACUAAAAUGAUGACGUAAUCGUCAUCUUUCGUGAUUUCGACCAUACCACCGACGUUGGAAUAUGCACGAGAGACCAGCGCGAGAAGCGUGCGCUACGUGUGUUAGACAGAGAUAGAAGCACGUCAUUGCCUAACAACCCGACGGACGAGUCUAAUAUACAUAUUCGACGCUUUUCGCGCUUCUCGUACGCAUUUUGACGUCCGACAAAUUUGACCCUCAUCGUAUAAAUUCAAAAUUACUUAGAUUUCUUUUACUACUCUCGGUACUUUUCCGCAGUUUUAACGUUCUUUAAACUAAUUCAUAUACUGAACACAUAUAUGUAGCUAUAUUUUUACAUUGUACCAUUUUGGAGGUAAGUUAUUCAGGUCGGUAUCGCCAGUCGUUUCUAAAAUUGUAUGGCGCCUUUAUGGCCUUGAUUUUCAUAGUUCUUCCUGCGCUCUAUUUAGAGGUUAUGUUACAAAUAUCUAUUUGCAUUAGAAAUCUAGAAAUAUCUCAGCCUGUCUGAAGGAGAGAAAAGACUAUUAAAAUCAAGGAGAGCAUAAAGGCGUCCUACAAUUAUUGUAGGAACGCCUGCCGAAUUUCGCAAUAGAUGUAACAGAUCGGUUCGUGAUUGGUAAAACAUUAUCUUUGUUUAAACUUUUGUUGAACUGACAUACGUCUUUCGACAGUUCAGUAUCGUCCAGCUUGUUUAUUUUGUAUGUGUAUAGUGGUUUCCAUCUGCAAAAAGGUGAAAUUUAUUUAUUUAAAACGUAAACUUACAUGUUUCAUGUUUCAUCUAAGGAAUAAUAUAAGAGGCAUAUUUUUGAAUACCCACAAAAA
Messenger RNA from Acanthoscelides obtectus, 2310 nucleotides. Lineage: Eukaryota; Metazoa; Arthropoda; Insecta; Coleoptera; Chrysomelidae. The record is from the annotation of a GenBank genome assembly.